AAAUUAAAAUGUUUAUAAACUUUUAAAAUCUUGAAAUCUUUUGUAAAAUAAAUUAUCAUCGUAGAAAAAGUGUGAAAAUAUUCACUUCAGUGUUUUUGAUUAAAAAUUCAACAAUUCCGUCAUUGUCCCUCUUUCUAUUGUGCCAAAAAGAGACAACCCUAUUUAACUCCACUAAAUAAUGACACCUCGACGAAUAUCCCACAAAAGCAAUUUGAGAAAAAAUAUCCCAAAACAAAAACGCGCGAAAAGGUUUCGUUCAAUGCAACCAUUCUCAUUCGAUGGAAUGCAUUUCAAAAAAAAUAUAAUUUUGGAGGGAAAAUCGUUGAACAGAGUGGACGUGUGACAGAAUAUAGCGCGCGAAAUUUAUUUUUCUAGUUGUGACGAAUCAAAUUUUUUCAAGACAAAUCCAUUUAUUGCAUAAAUUUUCACUUUCAAAUAUUAAAUUAAUAUAAUAACUUAUUACAAUAAUGUCUCAACCAUCGGUAGCAUCGUUUUUCAACACAAGAAAACGAGCCGGAUCAGAAUUACAUUUAUCUAAAACUAGAGAUGCCUCAAGUCAACCAAUUCCAUCGUCAAAGAUCCUCGAAGGUGAUGAUAUAUCCGCCUUGAAAAAUGCUAUCACUACCCGAUCAGGGAGAACCAUCAAACGAAUUGGUGUCAAUGGCCCUGAUACUUUGGCAAAGAUAUCAAAGGUCGAGGCAAGUCUCAAACAACAGAAACUUGUAAAGUUUGUAAAGAAAGGAAACAUGUCUCCAAGGAAAAAACCUCCAACACCUCAGAAGCAUCAGGAUGAAACCACAUCGAUUCAAACUGAUCAAACAUCCGCAGUGGCAUUUGCUGCUAAAGGAAACAUCACAAAUAUAGAGCGUGGCAUGAAAACGCCAGUUAAACAGAUAAUUCAGGAUCCUCAGAGAAAUGAUCCGACACAACUCAAGUCGAUGGUUAAGAAGGAACUUAACUUUGACGAAGUCAAGACAAAAGUAUCACGUCAUGAGAAAUUGCAUGAAUUGAAAGAAUCAUUAAAACGCAUCCAAGAUUUGGAGAAGACCCGUAAAGCCCAGGAGGAGAAGAAUCGACGUCUGCGAGAGCGUGGACCAUCUCUAUCGAAGAACCCCAAUCAAAUUACACUGAAGGAAUUCAAGACAAUCGAAUUGGAAGUACUGACAAGCCCUGCUAAAGGUUUCAAAACCCCUACAAAGGUUGUGCCUCCCACACCAGAUAAAAAUGAGUUAAUGUCACCAAAACACACUCAGGUGUCGAAACGUGUACUCUUCAGUCCGUCAAAAGAUGGAAGUCCAGCUAAGAUGGUGGUUGCGCCAGCAUACCAAAAAUUCAUGCACUUGGUGGAAACAUCGAAAACGGCUUUGCAUCUACCAUUCAAAUAUCGUCAGCUCAUUGAAACAUUCAAAUGUCUGGACUCGGUGUGUGCAAUGUUUUUCAAUCGUAAGGAAGUUAUUACACUAAAGAAACUUAAACCAGCUGUACAACGUAUGCUGCGUAGAAAUUUCACCGAAACUCAUUUAGCUCAAAUCAAGCAUUUGUAUCCGGAGGCGUUUGUUUUCACUCAGAUGAAAAUGCGUAACUACGGAUCGGCUUCAAAACAAGACUACUUCCAAUUAGUAGUUACACCCAAUGUAGAAGGUGUUGCACCCAAUAAAAUGUUACAAAUCGAUGAGGAUAAUGUUCUUCAGUCAGCCCUUUCUAACGCAAUGAAUCCUCAUGUUAUGACAGAACGCCUUCAAAAAUUCCAAAGAAUCCUACUAGAACGCACUAAGAACGAGCAUGAGAAAUUCUUGCGAAAUCUAGAUCCACCAAUUGUUUUGGACAAACAAAAGCUAACACGUUGGCAUCCAUCUUUCGAUCUAGAAGAAUGUCCUGACAUUGAGUUGGGUAGCUUGCCGCAGCCGCCAAAUGUUGAAAAAUAUUCCUCGGCCAAGGAUAUUCUUUCGACUGCAAGAAAUCUAUUCAACUGUGCCACUCCACUGGAACGUGCUAUGGAACGGUUUGAUUCAAAAACCACAGAGGAAAAGAAUGAACUAAUGCAACCAACUAACCGCCCACAACCAUCAGAAACUGAGAUAGCUGCUAACAAAGAAGUAGAAAAUUUACUGAAAGGAGUACCUAAAUCGUUACUGGAAAAAAUACGAGCCAAACAGGCAGCCAAAGCUCUAGAUGCAAUGACACGUAGACCCUCACAGGAUGAAGAAGCAACAAUGUAUAGUCGACUGCCGGAACUUGCUCGCCACCUUCGUAACGUUUUCAUCACAGAAAAGAAAGGAGUUCUAACACUGGAGAUAGUCAUCAAAAAAAUACAAAACAGUUUCCGGACAUCGCUAACCUGCAAAGACGUCGAAAACCACCUGAAACUAAUAACAAAAGUAUGCCCACAAUGGGUCGCAUUUCAUGAAGUACGAAAAACAAUGUACUUGAAAAUUUCAAAGGAUAUGGACAUGGGAAAAGUCAUCGAGAAGCUGGAAUCAGUCGCCAAUGAGAAGACUAAGUGAUGCAUCAUUUAAAUCUGUCCUACAGAGGCUUAGUUUAUUAAGUUUUUUUAGAAAGUUAUUAUUAAAACAGUUUUUUUUGUUUUCUAUGCUAAUUUGUUUAAUGUCUUUCAAUCAUUUAGAAUACAAUUAAUUUAUACUCUCAUUUGCAUUUUCUUUUUAUAUAUUAUAUUUCAAAAUCGUUCAUUUUUCCUCAUUGUUGUCUUAUAAAAUGUGUUAAAUUCUAAGUUCUUGAUGUUAAAUUAGUUCAGUUUGACUUAUAAAUAAAUUGACUUUAACUAAAUUUAAUAUUGAAAUUUUUGUUUGUAUGUAGUAUAAGCUUACAUUUUAUAUUCUUUUGAAAAAAUAAACAUUGGACCCUA
Messenger RNA from Episyrphus balteatus (marmalade hoverfly), 2863 nucleotides. It is a transcript of the gene dup, whose product is annotated as DNA replication factor Cdt1. Gene Ontology annotation, biological process: DNA replication preinitiation complex assembly; DNA replication checkpoint signaling; mitotic cell cycle. Lineage: Eukaryota; Metazoa; Arthropoda; Insecta; Diptera; Syrphidae. Bases 468 to 2504 code for a protein of 678 amino acids. Gene Ontology annotation, molecular function: DNA binding; DNA polymerase binding. The record is from RefSeq and is a predicted model, not a curated record. Gene Ontology annotation, cellular component: nucleus. The transcript has 3 exons.